CGGAGCUGCAGCAGCCAUGUGCGAUUUCUCCGAGGAUCAGAUGGCCGAGUUCAAGGAGGCUUUCCAGCUCUUUGACCGAACCAGGGAUGGCAAGAUCCUGUACAGUCAGUGCGGGGAUGUGAUGAGGGCCCUGGGCCAGAACUCCACCAACGCCGAGGUCAUGAAGGUGCUGGGGAACCCCAAAAGCGAUGAGAUGAACAUGAAGACACUGAGUUUCAAGCAGUUCCUGCCCAUGAUGCAGACCAUCACCAAGAACAAGGACCAGGGCUGCUUCGAGGACUACGUGGAGGGGCUGCGGGUCUUCGACAAGGAGGGGAACAGCACCAUCAUGGGGGCUAAGAUCUGCCAUGUCCUCAUGACCCUGGGGGAGAAGAUGACGGAGGAAGAGGUGGAGAUCCUGGUGACCGGGCACAAAGACAGCAACAGCUGGUCCGGAUGGUGCUGA
Molecule: messenger RNA, 445 nt
Organism: Mauremys reevesii (Reeves's turtle)
Lineage: Eukaryota; Metazoa; Chordata; Testudines; Geoemydidae
Product: myosin light polypeptide 6-like
Exons: 1
Coding region: 17-445 (142 amino acids)
Cellular component (GO): myosin II complex
Molecular function (GO): structural constituent of muscle; calcium ion binding
Source: RefSeq, a predicted model, not a curated record